Leptonychotes weddellii (Weddell seal) is the source of this 7286-nucleotide messenger RNA. RefSeq names its product ATPase copper transporting beta (gene ATP7B). Gene Ontology annotation, biological process: monoatomic cation transport; copper ion homeostasis. The record is from RefSeq and is a predicted model, not a curated record. Gene Ontology annotation, molecular function: copper ion binding; ATP binding; ATP hydrolysis activity. Gene Ontology annotation, cellular component: membrane. Lineage: Eukaryota; Metazoa; Chordata; Mammalia; Carnivora; Phocidae.
ACAAAGCUGCAGGAAACAUGGAACUCUCUUACACCUUCUUGAAAAUGCAAGUCAUGUUGCCUAGGAAAUACUUCUGUCCCCUAGUGUGCUGCACACGCCAGCACUGCAGCCACGGAAGAGACAGCCGGAGUUAUUCCAAGAAAGCUCUGGAAGUUUGACAAUAAGCGGAAGUGUCAUUUCUGCCCUCCGUCAAGGCUGGGGUUCUGGGAGUGCACAUGGCCGAGAGGAAACCGUGCUCAGCUUUGGGAGGUGAUUCCGUGCCGGGCUCCUGCACACGCUGGCUGGUGUCCUGGCCGGGCUGGGUGAGGGCACGCAUGGGGCCGUGUGCAGAGACUCCCAGUGCCUGAUGCGGUGUGAUGAGUGAGAGGGUGCCAGUUGGCUGGAAGGAUGUAGGUAAACAAGAGCAAAUAUCUACAGCGGUGCGCAGCCUGCCCGAGCUCCGAAGCUGGCUGCUGGACUUGGCUGGCAGCCUCUCAGCGGACUGGCUCCGGAGCAGAGGGGAAUCCGCAGGACGGAUCACAGAAGGUGCCUCCCCCUGCUAGUUAGGAGGACACUUUUAAAGCAUUUCCUUCUCACAUGACCAGGUGGCGUGGUGAGGGUGAACUGCUUGCUCGAAUGGUGGGUAAAGGUGUGACCGUGGACACAGCGAUGGAGGAAGCUGGGGGUGAGAUGCCCAGGAGCCCUGAGCCGUCCUUCCUGGCGACCCUGGGUGACCCACAGGUCACCCUGGUGUCCGUCCACAAGCGGUGGUCCUUCAGGAGGAACGCUGGGGCCAGGGGCUCCACCAGGCCAGUGACUUCGGAGGAGGAAGGAGAGUUUUCCCAGAAGGUUUUGAAUGGAACACGGGGAAUCCGUUCCAAUCAGAUCCUGUCUAAAGUUUCUCUGCCCGCUCGUGCCGGGGAGCCAGCAAUGAAGCAGAGUUUCGCCUUUGACAAUGUUGGCUAUGAAGGCGGCCUGGAUGGCGUGUGCCCCCCUCAGAUGACCAGCAGCACCAUCAGCAUUUCGGGCAUGACUUGCCAGUCGUGUGUAAAGUCUAUCGAGGGCAGGAUUUCCAGCUUGAAAGGCAUCGUGAGCAUUAAGGUUUCCCUGGAACAAGGCAGCGCGACCGUGAAGUACGUGCCGUCCAUCCUGAGCCUGCCGCAGAUUUGCCGGCACAUUGAGGACAUGGGCUUUGAGGCCAGCAUCGCAGAAGGAAAGGCCGCCUCCUGGCCUUCAAGGUCCUCGCCUGGCCUGGAGGCCGUGGUCAAGCUCCGGGUGGAGGGCAUGACCUGCCAGUCCUGCGUCAGCUCCAUUGAAGGCAGGCUUGGGAAACUGCAAGGGGUAGUGAGGGUCCGAGUGUCCCUCGGCACCCAGGAAGCAGUCAUUACCUACCAGCCUUAUCUCAUCCAGCCCCAGGACCUCAGGGACCAUGUCAACGACAUGGGCUUUGAAGCUGUCAUCAAGAACAGAGUAGCGCCCGUAAGCCUGGGACCCAUUGAUAUUGGGCGGUUACAGAGGACCGACCCAAAGACACCUUCGGCUUCUGAUAACCAGAAUCUCAAUAACUCUGAGCCCUCGGGACACCACGGGAGCCACGUGGUCACCCUGCAACUGAGAGUAGAUGGAAUGCACUGUAAGUCUUGUGUCCUGAAUAUUGAAGAAAACAUAGGCCCACUCCCUGGGGUUCAAAAUAUUCAAGUGUCCUUGGAGAACAGAAUCGCCCAAGUACAGUACGACCCUUCUCGUAUCACUGCAGACGCCCUGCAGAGGGCCAUUGAAGCUCUUCCGCCUGGGGACUUUAAAGUCUCUCUUCCUGAUGGAGCAGCAGGGGGUGGGGCAGGUAGCAGGUCUUCCGACCGGGCGGCCCCCGCCCCCGCCCCGAGAACCCAGGAGCCAGGCGUGUGCAGUACCGUGGUGCUUGCCAUCGCUGGAAUGACCUGUGCGUCCUGUGUCCAGUCCAUCGAAGGCCUGGUCUCCCAGAGGGAAGGGGUGCAGCAAAUAUCAGUCUCUCUGGCUGACGGGACCGGAGUGGUGCUCUAUGAUCCCUCUGUAAUUCACCCGGAAGAACUCCGAGCUGCUGUUGAAGAAAUGGGAUUUGAGACUUCAGUCCUUUUUGAAAACUGUUACAGCAACCAUGUUGGAAACCACAGUGCGGGGAAUUCCUCAGCGCACCCCACAGCUGGCGUACCUGUGUCUGUGCAGGAAGAGGCUCCCCAUGCUGGGGGCCUUCCUAAAAACCACAGCCCUGGCUCCUCGUCCAAGUCCCCGCAAGCCUCUACCACAGCAGCACCUCAGAAGUGCUUUUUACAGAUCACAGGCAUGACCUGUGCAUCCUGUGUGUCCAACAUAGAGAGAAACCUGCAGAAAGAAGCAGGUAUUCUCUCGGUGCUGGUUGCCCUGAUGGCCGGGAAGGCAGAGGUUAAGUAUAACCCAGAAGUCAUCCAGCCGCUGGAGAUAGCUCGGCUCAUCCGGGACUUGGGCUUUGAGGCGGCGGUAAUGGAAGACUACACAGGCUCAGAUGGCGACCUCGAGCUGAUCAUCACGGGGAUGACCUGCGCAUCCUGUGUUCACAACAUAGAGUCCAAACUCACAAGGACAAACGGCAUCACCUACGCGUCUGUGGCCCUUGCCACCAGCAAAGCCCACGUGAAGUUCGAUCCUGAAAUUAUCGGUGCACGGGAUAUUGUCCGAAUUAUCGAGGAAAUCGGCUUUCAUGCUUCCCCGGCCCAGAGAAACCCCAACGCGCAUCACUUGGACCACAAGGUGGAAAUAAAGCAGUGGAAGAAGUCUUUUCUGUGCAGCCUGGUGUUCGGCAUCCCCGUCAUGGGUCUGAUGCUCUAUAUGUUGGUGCCCAGCAGCGAGCCCCACGAGUCUAUGGUGCUGGACCACAACAUCAUUCCAGGACUGUCCAUUCUAAAUCUCAUCUUCUUUAUCUUGUGUACCUUUGUCCAGCUCCUUGGCGGGUGGUACUUCUACGUCCAGGCCUACAGAUCUCUGAGGCACAGGGCGGCCAACAUGGAUGUGCUCAUUGUGCUGGCCACCGGCAUCGCCUACACCUACUCGCUCGUCAUCCUGGUGGUGGCUGUGGCCGAGAAGGCGGAGAGGAGCCCCGUGACCUUCUUCGACACCCCCCCCAUGCUCUUUGUGUUCAUUGCCCUGGGGCGGUGGCUGGAACACGUGGCAAAGAGCAAAACCUCAGAAGCCCUUGCCAAACUCAUGUCUCUCCAAGCCACAGAAGCCACUGUUGUGACCCUUGGCGAGGACAACUUGAUCAUCAGAGAGGAGCAGGUACCCAUGGAGCUGGUGCAGCGGGGUGAUAUCAUCAAAGUUGUCCCCGGGGGAAAGUUCCCAGUGGAUGGGAAAGUCCUGGAAGGCAACACCAUGGCCGACGAGUCCCUCAUCACAGGAGAAGCCAUGCCCGUCACGAAGAAACCUGGAAGCACAGUGAUUGCUGGGUCUAUAAAUGCACACGGCUCUGUGCUCGUUAAUGCCACCCAUGUGGGCAAUGACACCACGUUGGCUCAGAUUGUGAAAUUGGUGGAAGAGGCUCAGAUGUCAAAGGCACCCAUUCAGCAACUGGCUGACCGGUUUAGUGGAUAUUUUGUCCCAUUUAUCAUCAUCAUUUCAACGUUGACGUUGGUGGUAUGGAUUAUAAUCGGUUUUAUCGAUUUUGGUGUUGUUCAGAAAUACUUUCCUACCCCCAACAAGCAUAUCUCCCAGGCAGAGGUGAUCAUCCGGUUUGCGUUCCAGACAUCCAUCACGGUGCUGUGCAUUGCCUGCCCCUGCUCCCUGGGCUUGGCCACGCCCACGGCAGUCAUGGUGGGCACCGGGGUGGCCGCCCAGAAUGGCAUCCUCAUCAAAGGAGGCAAGCCUCUGGAGAUGGCCCACAAGAUAAAGACCGUGAUGUUUGACAAAACUGGCACCAUUACCCAUGGGGUCCCCAAAGUCAUGAGGGUCCUCCUGCUUGUGGAUGUGGCCAUGAUGCCCCUCAGGAAGGUUCUUGCUGUGGUGGGGACUGCGGAGGCCAGCAGCGAGCACCCUUUGGGCAUGGCAGUCACCAAGUACUGUAAAGAGGAAUUGGGAACCGAGACCUUGGGAUACUGCACGGACUUCCAGGCAGUGCCGGGCUGUGGCAUCGGCUGCAAAGUCAGUAGCGUGGAGGGCAUCCUGGCCCACGGCGAGCGCCAGCAGAGCAAACAGGCUGCUCCCCUGAGCAGGACUGGCAGCGUUCCCGAGGCGAUAGAUGCGACCCCCCAGACCUUCUCUGUGCUGAUUGGGAACCGCGAAUGGAUGAGGCGCAACGGCCUAACCAUUUCCAGCGACAUCAGUGACGCGAUGACAGAUCAUGAGAUGAAAGGCCAGACGGCCAUCCUGGUGGCCAUUGACGGCGUGCUCUGCGCCAUGAUCGCCAUCGCGGAUGCAGUCAAGCAGGAGGCAGCCCUGGCCGUGCACACGCUGAAGAGCAUGGGUGUGGACGUGGUUCUGAUCACAGGGGACAACCGGAGGACAGCCAGAGCCAUCGCCACCCAGGUUGGCAUCAACAAGGUCUUUGCAGAGGUCCUGCCUUCUCACAAGGUGGCCAAGGUCCAGGAGCUCCAGAAUGAAGGGAAGAAGGUCGCCAUGGUGGGAGAUGGGGUCAAUGACUCACCAGCCUUGGCCCGGGCUGAUGUGGGCAUUGCCAUCGGGACAGGCACGGACGUCGCCAUUGAGGCUGCUGACGUUGUCCUCAUCAGAAACGAUUUGCUCGAUGUGGUGGCUAGCAUUCACCUGUCCAAGAGGACCGUCUGGAGAAUACGCCUCAAUCUGGUGCUGGCGUUGAUUUAUAACCUGAUCGGAAUACCCAUUGCCGCAGGGGUCUUCAUGCCCAUCGGCAUCGUGCUACAGCCGUGGAUGGGCUCGGCGGCCAUGGCGGCCUCCUCCGUGUCUGUGGUUCUCUCAUCGCUGCAGCUCAAGUGCUAUAAGAAGCCCGACCUGGAGAGGUAUGAGGCGCAGGCCCAGGGCCGCAUGAAGCCCCUGACGGCGUCGCAGGUGAGCGUGCACAUCGGCAUGGAUGACCGGCGACGGGACUCCCCGAGGGCCACGCCCUGGGACCAGGUCAGCUUCAUCAGCCAGGUGUCUCUGUCCUCCCUGAAGUCCGACAAGCUGUCUCGACACAGUGCUGCGGCUGAUGAUGGUGGGGACAAGUGGUCUCUGCUCCUGAAUGACAGAGAUGAGGAGCAGUGCAUCUGAAAGCUCCAGGCGGGUGCAGAGCCAGGGGUCCGUCUCCUCAGUGAGUAGCCGGCCCGGCUUUCCCCGUGGCCGAGGCUCAGGCCAAACAGGUGCAGCACUAGCAGCAGGAUGGGCGAAGCUCCCCUCCAGCCAUGGGGACUUCGACUCCCUGGACAUUCCUGGUCAUCCCUCCUAGCAUGUGCCACGUCCAGAUGUGGCUCCUGGGUAGGCCCCGCCCCCACCCCACCCCCACCCCCUGUGCCUGGAUCCCACCAGCACAGGGGCCAGGCUUCCCGGGCUGACCAUGCUGUUGGCCUGGGCUUGUCGGGAACCUUGCUGGACUCUAGCAGAGGAGAGGACAGCCAGCCCUCCUCGCAGACCUCUGCUUUAGUGUUUGGAAUGACUGCUUAUAAAAUGAGGAAAAUCUCACCAGGACCAAAAACUUAGCUGGGCCUUUCCUUAGAACUCACGAGAAGCCUUGUGUUGGGUUCUUUUUGACAACACCCACAUGCGUUGCGUAUCUGAGACCACAGUUUACCUCAAAUACACCCCACUGACGUCUGCCGGCAUCGUCUCUUCCUUUUCUGUUCUUAACACUGGGGCCAGCCCACCCCAGCCCACCCCUGCCAGAUCUCUUGACAGCAGGACCCUAGUGAUCCCUGCUGUUGCCCUCAGGCCCGCAUCUGCUCCCUCUCGCGCCGGCCAGAGAGCCCACCUUGCUUCUCUUCAGGCUGAGGAGAGUUCUCUCCUGACUGUGUGCCCCCUGGCCACGGAGUCCUGGCUUCUCGCUCCUCGGAAUGGUGUGCUCUUGUGGAUUGUUGCCGCCCCGCUGGAGUGAGGGUCUCAGAGCCUGAGACCUGGGAAAUCCUGCCUCCUGUGGGGUCCAGGUCCUUGGGACAUGCGGAGGCCUGUCGUGCUUGAAACCGCGUCCCGUGGGGAGGUGUGUGCGCUUGCCAGACCGCCUUGCACACCUCCAGGAGCUUCAGUGACAUGGUCUGCUAUGGGACUGUCAGCUCGCGGAGUUCAGUAGAGUUCACGUCCGUGGUGCUCCUGCUGGUGUCCAACUGCACGGAAACGCGUACCCGAAGAAGAGGGAAUCACACUCUCCAGCAGCUUCUGCUUGUGCACACGGGGCCGGCGCCUUAGGAAAGGAGUGACCACUGCUGCCCCAAGGGAGAGCGUGUUUCACACUUUCAGUGGCUCUUUGUGAUUGUAGGAAGUCAGAGGGGCAGGAAUGGGGCCGGUUUUAGACAGUCAAGUCGGCGGUGAUUGGCGGAACCACAUGGUAGUACACGAGUAGAAAGAAAAUAAAUUUUAAGGUAGAGAGAGCCCUUAUCACACACAAAAUAGUUUUAUUUAUUGAGUACCAGUUAUGUUUCAGGGACAGUGUAAGCACUUUUUCUAGGCUACUUGUAAUCUUCCCAACAAACCAGCCAAGUAGAUACUGCUGUCCACGUUGGACGGGCAGGGCGGUAGGCUCAGAGAGGCUGGGUAUCCCGCCCAGGAUCGCACAGCCCGCACACAUGCCAAAAUAGGGAAGUCUUUUCUCCGCGGUGGCUGCCACCAGAAUAUCAGUUGGCAGGAAUAAACAGGAAAAAGCCACCUGCUCCUAGAAGAACAAGUCUGCCAGGUGAUCGAUUCAUUGUUAGCGACUUGGAAUGAAACUUGAUCUCGGGAUCAGCUCACCUUUCCCUGGGAUGGUUUGUUUCCAUUUUUGCCUAUAAUCUCGUGUUGCUGGGUCUUACCCCCUACAAUCCUGCAGUGGGUUCCAUUGUGUUCCUGUCGUUUUCAGUCUUCCUUUCCCUCGGGCCUCUUCCUGCCCUGUCCUUCCUUUAUUCCUGGCUGUGCUCAGGAGGGUUUCUUGUUUUCUAACUAGGUUAAUCAUUGUCUAAAGGAUCUAAUUGUAUUGAUUUCACAAAGGCUUUUUAGGACCAUAAACCUCAUGUGUAUAUGGCCGUGAAAAUAUUUAUAUAAUUGUACAGAAUAUAACCUUUAGAUGUUCAGGGGGUAAGAAUUUUUUGUGUGUCAGAUAAGAAGAGUUCCUGUUUCAAAAACUUUCCAUGCUGUAUUAGAAUAAAGUUUAUUUUUAUUCAUCUAAA